CAUUCAUUCUUUUCAUCAACGCAUCUCCGGCUUCCUUUCAGUCCUUGAAAAUUUCCAAAAAAAAAAAAAACGCAAGUAAUUGCCAAGUGGAAACUUUGACGGGGCGAACAAGACAAUGAGUUGGAGCCACCCAGAUAUUUCAUUGGAAGAAUUCAUGAAACUGGUUAAAGGGUUCGUCGAUAUUCUGAUUCUGCUUUCUGGGUACCAAUCCUCUGGUCAUCUUGCUCACUGGGACUCCCAGAAUAUCAAGAAGGCCUUCCAAUGGGGCCUCUUCUUCGAAAAUUUUCUGGGGAGCUUUAGCAGCUCUGAUGAUUAUGUGGACUCUGUGAUGGAACUUGAUGGGGCUAUUUCUGAAAUGACAUCUGCUGCUUCUUUCCCUAAGGGCCUUGCACAUAUGUCAACUGCUACUCUUGCUACGGCGCGGCGUUUUGUGUUAGAGCAUCUCAUCCAUAGUUUACCUUUGAGAGAUGCGCAUCUGCGAGCUUUGCUGACGGCGACUGUGGAGAUGGAUCUUGAGGAGCUAUCGGAAAUUGAGCAUGAUUUUCUUAAUGUAUACCUCAGCAAGUUGAAGCUGCAGGAUACACUGAUGCAGCAAGGCAUUGAGCCGGCUAGAAAGUUUGGAGAUUGCGGUGGUAAUGGUUUGACCAAGUACGCGGUUCAAGAGCUCCUGAAGAGGUGGUCUGUGGUUUCUUUGAUAUCAGCUGUUGAGUCAGGCUUAGACGUUCUUUCUCAAAGUGUCAGACAUAGCAGUUGGAGCGAGUUUGAUGAUAACUUAUUGAAAGAGCAGCUAGAGCAUGAAAAUACUCCAGUGACUGUAGACUGGUUGGUUGGUUCUCUGACAUGGAACCGCUGGAAAUCAAAUAGCCUCUCUUAUUUUCUUGAUAAGAGAACUGUUCAAUUAGUCUCCGGUGCCAGCAUGGUAUUUUCUACCCCUAAGAUUCAGUGGGUACAAACUUUUCAACAGUUGAACUUCAGUGAUUUAGCAGGAGGCAGUGAUAAUGGUUUGUGCGAAACAAUUGAGCUCAUGUUACUAGGAUGCAUUGCAAGCAGAUGGACUUCUGUAAUUGAGCAUUUGGUGUCAGUUUCUUAUGAUUCCCACACUGUUUUGGAGCAAUAUCACGAAGUGUGCAACUUACUCCAUGGAAGAUCUACUACUCUUAGAUCUAAACAGGAAGCAAUCAGCCAGGCAACUGACGUUCUUGAGUAUCUGAGUGGAAUGCUGGAUGGCCAGGUGCAUCUGUUAUGGAAGAUAUGCCCAGCUCUUGGAGCCGUUGCAAUUCCAUCCUGGUCACCUUUGUUUAGACUUUAUUUGAGUGAAAUUCAGAUUCAAGUCAGGGGAGAUCUUUCAACAAUGAGAUGUUGUGACUGUGCUCAUAAUAGGAAGGAGCACACUGACUGUGAACUUGCUCAGAGAAUUUGGUGCCUUUAUGUUUUUCAUGUUUAUGGCUCUCGUCUAAUUGCCCAUAGCUGACGGUUGUGCUCUACUGUUUUGAAUUAUCAGGUUACUAUCGUUUUCUGGGGAUGGACGGUGUGAUCUUUUGACGUAGGAGUGGACCUCAUUCUACUUGCAAGCUUCCAGGAAAGUUCACUAUCGAGUCUAUGGUCGAAACAGGAGCAAAAUACAACCCCCAUCAACACAAGUGACUAUGCAGAAAUCAAUCCAUUCCAAAAGUGAUUUGUCAUCAUCUAUAGUUCUAUACCGACAUUGCAUCACUAGAGGCAAGUUUCCAUCCCUUUCUGUAGAAUGGGGCCUUGGUGACCUGGAUAUGGUAUCAAAGCAAAGCAUAUCAGACCCCUGAUAAUAAUGUUUAUCAACUUCGACCAAUGAGAAUGUGACACCAUACAGAUUGCCUGCAAGUGGGAAUAGACACCUGAAAGCUUCAUCUACAUGUUUUUUUUUUUGGUUAGCAAUUGACGCUUUUGCCUUUUCGCUCCUGCCCAUAUAAACUCUAUAUAAAACAACUGUCACAGCUGAAGGUGGAUAAGAAGAGCUAACAAUGAAGGUUUCAAGGAUCUCUAGCCUUUGGAGAAUGCAGUUUUUGAAGUUGGGGAGGAGAAUUGCCAGCUCCAGGCCUGCAGUCACACUUGGUAGUGUUGAAACAGGAGCAUCAUUUGGUUUUUUCAGCGGAUCUCAUCUUUUGGGGCAGCUGAUUCGGAAGUUGAAGUCACAAUGCAAACAAGCUUUCGGGCGGCAAAAGAGAUAUGCCCAGUUCAGCUAUGAUAUUCAUAGCUAUUCUCUCAACUUCGACAAUGGUUUCGAUGAUCAUGUCUCACCUCAUAGCUUCCGGUGAUGAUUUCCCAGAGAUCAUUGAAGGCGCAAGGUUUUACUUCUAUAUGUAUAGAUAUUUUCCAGUUUACUUUAGUCUGUAUAGUCAUGCAACUUAAAUUUUCCAGGGGAUUGUUGGCUGUUAGUAGCAGGCCAAAUUUAUUUUCACUGUCGACCUAUUCUUGUCUCUGCAAUGGCCUUUUUAAUGGUCAUUUUGUUGAUAAGAAGGAGCAAACUGACCUUGAAAGUUCUGUUUAUAAUGGUAAUUCCCCUAUCUUCAUUUUUCUUUUA
Rosa chinensis is the source of this 2557-nucleotide messenger RNA. RefSeq lists its product as uncharacterized. The record is from RefSeq and is a predicted model, not a curated record. Gene Ontology annotation, cellular component: Fanconi anaemia nuclear complex. Lineage: Eukaryota; Viridiplantae; Streptophyta; Magnoliopsida; Rosales; Rosaceae. Bases 116 to 1471 code for a protein of 451 amino acids. The transcript has 10 exons. Gene Ontology annotation, biological process: interstrand cross-link repair.